Molecule: messenger RNA, 10342 nt
Organism: Columba livia (rock pigeon)
Lineage: Eukaryota; Metazoa; Chordata; Aves; Columbiformes; Columbidae
Gene: ABCA4
Product: ATP binding cassette subfamily A member 4
Exons: 51
Coding region: 2273-9274 (2333 amino acids)
Biological process (GO): transmembrane transport; lipid transport; visual perception
Cellular component (GO): plasma membrane; intracellular membrane-bounded organelle
Molecular function (GO): ATP binding; ABC-type transporter activity; ATP hydrolysis activity
Source: RefSeq, a predicted model, not a curated record
ACUCUCAGGACAGGAAAUGCGAAGAAUCACUUUUCUGGUUUUACAACACAAAACAUAAUGGACUACUUCAUUUCCUUUGCCCUUCUUCCCAAAAUGCCACAUUACAUUCAGUGGAUAUAAUCCAAUUUUAAUUUCCAGACCAAAAAGUAUUAAACUUGCAACACUGAAUUUCUGAUUCCCUGUCACGUUUCCAAGGAAGCAUGGUUUGUGUGCUUGGAGAAGGCCGUGCUACCCUGGAUGGUUCUGGCCAUGCUUGAAGCCAUUUCUUUGGGGAGCUGCCUCAUAGUACAGAAAAGAUGAAAAUACCAGAUACUGCUGUCUGCCAAGAUGGAUUUUGUGAGUGGCAUAAUAAGAGGAGGGAUAAAGGCUUCUUGACUUAGAUAGGAAUUUGUUCUUACACUUGGAGAAUGGGAGGGGAACCCCACACAACUGGUUAAUGAGCGGAAAUGGUGUUAAAGAACCAUUUACAGGCAUUGUAGCAGAGCAUCAUGGCAGAGCUGUGAAAAGAUGAUGCUGAGUAUAUGUUAUGGCUACAAAACAGCAAAUUAAUUUGUGAACUACCAUUAAAUCUAUUGUCUAACUACAUUUUUAAGUGUUUUAGCAUAUGUCUAGCAUUGAAUAUGCUCAUGACUUAAAAAUUUGUAAUAAAAACUAUUUAUAUAGUUGGAUGGAGGGUUUCCAGUAUUCACCAGGGCAGGCUGCUGAGAUGGAGAAUUAUGAUAGUGUGAUCUGUGAGAAUAGAGGAACAUUUCUUAACCAAGUCAUAAUACUGGUUUCUACUGCCUGUUACCAUAUUGCUUUUUAUGUAUCAUCUGCUUCCACAUUUUGCUAGUGUGAAAGGUUUCUGCCAUUUUAAAUGUGCUUCAGGUCUUUGGUGUUUCCCAUAGCUGAGCUGGGAGUGGGAGCACACUGGGCCCUUCCGUGUGUCUGUGGAUGAGUAAGUGUCUUACAAAACUACAGUAUUUUAUGAAAAAAAUCAUCACUUCCAAAAGUUUGUGUGUGUCUCUGUUUGAUAAUGCCUUUGACUCUUUUUACGCAAGUGAAAGGAGCGAGUGCACUUCUCUUGAAAUUACAACCUUUGAAGCUUAUGUAAGAGUUGUGACCCCACUGCCACCGGUGAGGACACCACAGGAGGGGCUUCCAGAACCUUCCUGCCUGAGUAAGGGACACGGCAGCCUGCGAGGGGCAAAACUGGGUGGCAGGCCUUAAGGGCCAGUGUGUGUGACUUUUUAAUUUGUAAAUUGUUGUAAGUUUUUGCACUUCGAAGUCAAGACUGUGUUUGUUGGGGCUGGUGCACUGAGGCCUUCCCGCCCUGUGAGGAAGCCCCUCAGCAGCCCCCCCGGCCUCAGCUGCCUCCAGCCAGCACAGAUCGGAACCUGAGGAGCUGGCAGGACGUGACUGGCCACCACAGCAGGGCCUUCAGCCUGUUGGAAAAGAUUUAGGUUUUCUUUUCGACUGGAAACGUUACUAAUGGUCUCUAUUGUUUUUCGGUUCUGAUGCAGAUUUCCCGAGGUCAUGCAUUUGAAAUGGCUUCUCCCCCAGGGGACAGGGCUCUGGGUGCGCAGAGCACCAGCACCCUGCGGCCUGCCCUCUGAGGAGGAAACCUUUCUGUGACAGAUUUGCUUGGUAAUUGCGUUUUCUGGAGUCAUACUGCACUGCCUCAUCCCGCUUAAAGCUUUGGCAGAGUUGAGACUUCCACAAAUCCCUGACCUAAUUAGUCAUGACAGCUGUUUGUUUAGCAGGGCCUGUAAUGUUAUCAGAAGUACCCUUCUGAGGCCAUCUUUUCAAAUACAGGGUUUGUUCAGAUCUGAAGAAAUACCUUCCAAAAUAUCAGCCUCCCAGGAGAGACUUUACUGUGCUUAUGCUGGUCGUACUGGAUAUUUGGGAGGAUUUUUAUUCAGAAGUCCUUAAACCAGCAGAUUGAGCUGUUCUGUAUCAAGCAGGGGAUUAAAACAAUCUCCUUACAACUGAGCAGUGGUGUUCUGCAAGCACAAACUGCACCUAAGAUGUGUGUUUCUUUGCAGCCACGCUGAACAUUCCUUCAGAAAUCUUUCCAUAACGCAGCAGUGCUCGCAUGUGAGUGCUUGUGCUGUUCCUAAUUUCAGCUGUCUGAAGCCACCACUGGUUUUAUGAGCAGGGUGCUGCCUCUAAAGAAUAAUGAAGAUAAAUCUCUACCAUGACUAAUCACUCAAGAAGUUCAUGUACCUCCUGAGCCCAAGUGGAGUUCUCAGCACAAUAUUGCUAGGUUAACCAAAAGUGUUGAGGCGGAAGAAUGAGCUUCUUUAGGCAAGUCAGACUUCUACUCUGGAAGAACUGGAUCCUCCGGAAAAGACAAAAGCUUCGUUUUCUUGUGGAGCUUGUAUGGCCUCUGACAUUAUUUCUUGCCCUUGUCUGGCUGAGGAAAGCUAAUCCAUUGUAUCGCCAACAUGAAUGUCACUUCCCAAACAAGGCAAUGCCAUCUGCAGGAACACUGCCAUGGUUACAUGGCAUCUUCUGUAACAUGAACAACCCAUGUUUCCACAGCCCAACCCCUGGAGAGGGUCCAGGUGUUGUGUCCAACUACAACAAUUCAAUCCUUGCAAGGGUAUAUAAAGAUGCUCAGGAGCUCUUACUGGCAGCUCCUGAAAUCCAAGACCUUGGCAGAAUCUGGGAAGAACUGAUCAUUAUGACUCAGUUUAUGGAAACAAUGAGAACUAAUCCUGAAAGAAUUGCAGGAAGAGGAAUACGAAUUCUAGACAUUCUGAAAGAUGGAGAGACCCUCACUUCCUUCUUGCUGGAAGAUGCUGGCCUCCCAGAUACUGUUGUUUUCCAGCUUAUCAAUGCUCAAGUGCGCCCUGAACAGUUUGCCUAUGGUGUCCCUAGCUUGACUCUGAAGGACAUCGCUUGCAGUCAGAUGCUCCUGGACCGCUUUAUUAUCUUCAGCAGCCGAAGAGGUCUCCCUUCUGUGCACAAGGCCAUGUGUGCCUUGUCCCAGGAAAGCCUGCAGAGAGUAGAAGAUGCCUUGUAUGCAAAUGUUGAUUUUUUUAAGCUAUUUCAGCUGCUUCCCACUGUGUUGGACAGAAACUCACCAGGCGUUGACCUAAAGACCUGGGGGAGGGUGCUGUCUAAUGUCUCUCAAGUGAUGCAAAAGCUAGCCAGGAAGCCGAGUGUUCAGAACCUGUUGAUGGUGCUGCAACCAUUUGUACAACACGGAAGGCCAGAAUCCUUAGGCCACUUGGUGAACUCGCUAUCUGAGCUUUUGUGUGGCUAUCCAGAAGGAGGUGGAUCCAGAGUACUUUCCUUCAACUGGUAUGAAGAUAAUAACUACAAAGCUUUCCUGGGGAUUGACUCAACAAGGAAGAAAUCCAGUUAUCUUUAUGAUAAUACAACCACACCCUUUUGUAAUGCAUUGAUCCAGAACUUGGAAUCAAACCCUUUAACCAAAAUAGCCUGGAGUGCUGUGAAGCCCCUGCUGAUGGGAAAAAUUCUCUUUGCUCCUGAUUCACCUUCUGUACGGCAAAUACUUAAAAAUGCAAACUCUACUUUUGAGGAACUUGAACGCCUCAGACUGUUGACAAAAUCUUGGGAAGAAAUAGCACCUCAGCUGUGGUACUUCUUUCAAAACAGCCUGCAAAUGAAUAUGAUCCGUGACUCUCUGAAGCACCCUACAGUGAGGAACUUCUUGAACACCCAACUGGGUGCUGAAGGCUUCACUGCUGAACAUAUAAUCAACUUUCUCCACAAUGGGUCGCCAGGGAGCCGGGAGAAGGGAAUGGCAGACUUUGACUGGCGGAACAUCUUCCGUACUGCAGACCAAGCUCUGCGUUUGCUCGGCCAGUAUCUGGAGUGCGUGACCCUGGAUAAAUUUGAAGGUUAUAUUAAUGAAAGUCAACUCACUCAUCGAGCCCUUCAUCUGCUGGAGGAAAACAAAUUCUGGGCAGGUGUAGUUUUUCCAGACAUUGAGCCUACAACAAGCAGUCUUCCACCACAUGUGAAAUACAAGAUCCGGAUGGACAUAGAUGCAGUGGAGAAAACAAACAAAAUCAAAGACAGGUAUUGGGAUCCUGGUCCAAGAGCUGAUCCUGUGGAUGACUUACGUUAUAUCUGGGGAGGCUUUGCAUAUCUCCAAGACAUGAUUGAGCACGGGAUUAUAAAGACCCAGACCAACACUGAAGUGCCGUUAGGAAUUUAUCUGCAGCAAAUGCCAUACCCAUGUUUUGUGGAUGACGUUUUCAUGAUCACCUUAAACCGCGCCUUUCCCAUCUUCAUGGUGCUAGCUUGGAUAUAUUCAGUUUCCAUGACGGUGAAGAGUAUAGUGCUGGAGAAGGAAAUGCGCCUGAAAGAGGCUAUGAAGAACAGGGGUGUAACUAAUGGGGUGAUCUGGUGCACUUGGUUCCUAGACAGCUUCGGCAUGAUGGCUGUGAGCACAUUCCUCCUCACAGUGCUCAUUAUGUGUGGACAAGUACUACAUUAUAGCAAUCCACUUCUCUUCUUUCUGUUCCUCCUGACCUUCACCACAGCCACCAUAAUGCAGUGUUUCUUGUUCAGCACCUUUUUCUCCAAAGCAAAUCUGGCAGCUGCCUGCAGUGGAGUCAUCUAUUUCACCUUGUACCUCCCUCACGUUGUCUGCUUUGCCUGGCAAGACCGCAUGACUAUUAAUCUGAAGAUCCUAGCAAGUUUGCUUUCUCAAGUAGCUUUUGGCUUCGGCACAGAAUACUUGUCACGGUAUGAAGAACAAGGUCUUGGCCUACAGUGGGGUAACGUCAGAACCAGUCCCUUGGAAGGAGAUGAAUAUAGCUUUCUUUUUUCCAUUAGAAUGAUGCUUUUUGAUGCUUUUCUCUAUGGAGUACUUUCUUGGUACCUUGAUAAUGUUUUUCCAGGGGACUAUGGUCUACCACAGCCUUGGUAUUUCCCUGUGCAGGAAUCUUACUGGCUUGGCUCUAGAAAUCCAAAAGCUGAGAAAACAGCAAGUGCUGAUGAAAAAAGUCCAGAGUCAAAAGGCUGUGUGGAUCAGAAGGCCCUGGAAGAGGAAAAAAAUGAAAGCAGAACAAAGAAAUCUGAAGAACCUGAAAAGCCAGAAGAAAAGACUGACAACCAGGGGGAGAAGGAUGGUAAAAACAAACAAUGUAAACACAAACGAGAAAAAGAACACGGCAAGCAGGGGAAACCUCAGACAGAUGUCCAGGACAAAGAUGAAAUUAAUAUAAAUACCUUCUUUGAGCCUGAGCCAACAGGACUGAUUCCAGGAGUAUGCAUUCAGAACCUGGUGAAGAUUUUUGCCAACAGGCCCAAGCCAGCAGUAGAUGGGAUGAAUAUUACUUUUUAUGAGGGCCAGAUCACGGCCUUUCUUGGUCACAAUGGAGCAGGAAAGACAACCACCAUGUCCAUACUGACAGGCCUCUUCCCACCCACCUCUGGAACAGUGCUGAUUGAUGGCCUGGAUAUUCAGACUCACAUGGACUCCAUUCGGCACAGAAUAGGCAUGUGCCCUCAGUACAACAUCUUAUUCAACCACCUUACUGUAGCAGAGCACAUCUUAUUUUAUUCUCAACUGAAAGGGAGAUCCAGGGAUGAAGCUGAGCAAGAGGUGGAAAAAAUGCUAGAAGACAUGGGCCUCACCCAUAAAAGGAAUGAAGAGGCUCAGAAUUUGUCAGGUGGAAUGCAAAGGAAACUGUCUGUUGCCAUUGCUUUUGUGGGUGAAGCAAAAGUGGUAGUCUUGGAUGAGCCCACUUCUGGAGUUGAUCCAUAUUCCAGGAGAUCUAUCUGGGAUCUUCUGCUGAAGUAUCGCUCAGGCAGAACCAUCAUCCUCUCCACACAUCACAUGGAUGAGGCAGACAUCCUUGGAGACAGAGUAGCCAUCAUAUCCCAAGGGAAACUCUUCUGCUCAGGCUCUCCUGUAUUCCUAAAGAACUGCUUUGGGUCUGGCUUCUAUCUCACUCUUGUUCGCAAAAUGAAAAACACCAGAACUGGAAGGACUACAUCGCUUUGUAGCUGUGGAUCUCAGUGCUCCUGCUCCUGCUCCAGCUGUACACGCAGGACCAAAGAAGGAGCUCCAGAGCAGGAACUGGAUGGAGAUCUGAAUGAGCUAGCAGAAGUAAUUCAUCAUCAUGUCCCAGAAGCAAAAUUAAUUGAAAGCAUUGGUCAGGAACUCAUUUACCUUUUGCCCAAUAAACAUUUUAAACAGCGAUCUUACGCCAGUCUCUUCAGAGAACUGGAGGAAACAUUGGAUGACCUGGGACUCAGCAGUUUUGGAGUUUCAGACACACCACUUGAAGAGGUUUUCCUAAAGGUCACAGCAGAAGCUGACCCUGGAAUGCAAAAAGCAGGAGACACACAGGAAAAUGGCUCUACUCUUGGCAAAAUUUCUACUGAGAACAAACCAUCUGAACAAACCCCACUGGAAAUUAAUGACACUUCUCGAAUGCCAGUAGGCAUAGCAGGAGAUCAAAAUGGAGGCAAAGGGUCCCAACAGUAUAAAGGUUUUCAGCUUGUACAUCAGCAGAUCAAAGCACUGCUCAUCAAACGGUUCCACCAUGCCUCCCGCAGCCACAAGGACUUCCUAGCCCAGAUUGUUCUCCCUGCUAGUUUUGUGUUGCUAUCUUUAAUACUUACAGUCAUUAUUCCUCCAUUUGGACAAUAUCCUGCCUUAACCUUACACCCUUGGAUCUAUGGACAACAGUUUACUUUCUUCAGCAAUGAGCGUCCCGGCAGUGAGCAGACGGCCUCCAUCACUGAUGCUUUCUUGAAUAAACCAGGAUUUGGAAAUCGCUGCAUGAAGAAUCAGCCUCUUCCGAACUACCCAUGCAAUAAUAUGCCAACUGCCUGGAACACCCCUGCUGUUCAGCCUAACCUAAGCAGCCUCCUGCUGAGCCAAAAGUGGAGCCCUGAGAAUCCUUCACCUUCCUGCAAGUGCAGUACUCACAAGAAACUCACUAUGCUGCCAGAAUGCCCUGCAGGCGCGGGAGGCCUCCCACCACCACAGAGAGUGCAGCACAGCACAGAAAUUCUUCAAGAUCUGACCCACAGAAAUAUUUCAGAUUUUCUGGUGAAAACAUAUCCCACUUUGAUAAAAGGGAGCUUGAAGAGCAAAUAUUGGGUCAAUGAGCAAAGAUACGGAGGCAUUUCUAUAGGAGGAAGGCUCCCGGUCCUUCAUGUUUCUGGAGAUCAAGUUGUCAAUUUUUUAAGUGAUCUUGGCCGAAUGAUGAAUGUGACAGGAGGGCAAAAUUCACUGGCUGCUGCUAAAGAAAUGUCUAAUUUCCUCAAAUACAUGGAAACUGAAGAUAAUAUUAAGGUGUGGUUUAACAAUAAAGGCUGGCAUGCUAUGGUUAGUUUCCUUAAUGUAGCAAAUACUGCAAUCCUUAGAGCUAACCUGCGGACUGGCCAAGCCCCUGAGGAAUAUGGGAUCACUGCUAUCAACCAUCCUCUGAACCUCACCAAGGAGCAACUCUCUGAAGUCACUGUGCUUACCACUUCUGUGGAUGCAGUUGUUGCCAUCUGUGUGAUUUUUGCCAUGUCCUUUAUACCGGCUAGUUUUGUUUUAUACCUGAUUCAAGAACGUGUAACAAAAGCCAAGCAUCUGCAGUUUGUCAGUGGUGUGAGCCCUGCGAUCUACUGGCUAACUAACUUCAUGUGGGACAUAGUGAAUUAUACACUGAGUGCUGGAAUGGUUGUGGUUAUAUUCGCUGGAUUCAACAAGAAAGCCUACACUUCUCCGACUAAUCUCCCUGUGCUUGUUGCCUUGCUGCUUCUGUAUGGAUGGGCAGUAAUUCCCAUGAUGUACCCUGCUGCUUCUUUCUUCAAUGUUCCCAGCACUGCUUAUGUUGCAUUAUCUUGUAUUAAUCUCUUUGUGGGGAUCAACAGCAGCGCCAUUACUUUCAUCCUAGAGUUAUUUGAAAAUAACCCGUCUUUGCUGAAGUUUAAUAAAACAUUGAAAAAUGUGUUGAUUGUCUUCCCACAUUUUUGCCUGGGCCGUGGACUCAUUGACUUGGCCAUGAACCAAGCUGUCACUGAAGUAUUUGCCAGGUUUGGUGAGGAACAUGUUUCCAAUCCUUUUCAGUGGGACUUUGUUGGAAAGAACCUGGUUGCCAUGGCUGUUCAAGGGGUUGCAUUCUUCAUUCUGAAUCUCCUUAUGCAGCACCGUUUGUUCUCCACAAGAUGGUUUGCUGAGACUGCCAUGUCACCUAUUAUGGAUGAAGACGAGGAUGUUGCAGAAGAAAGAAAAAGGAUUAUUAGUGGAGGGAACAAAACAGAUAUCUUAGAAAUAAAAGAGCUGACCAAGAUUUAUGCAGGUAGGCACAAGCCUGCAGUGGACAGACUCUGUGUUGGCAUCCGUCCCGGAGAGUGCUUUGGUCUUUUGGGAGUGAAUGGUGCUGGCAAAACAACAACAUUCAAAAUGCUGACUGGAGAUACUGAUGUGACAUCUGGAGAUGCUGUAGUGGCUGGUAGUAGUAUAUUGACCCACAUUUCUAAUGUACAUCAAAACAUGGGAUACUGCCCUCAGUUUGACGCCGUUGAUGACCUGCUCACAGGACGAGAACACCUCCACUUAUAUGCACGCCUGCGGGGGAUUCCAGCAGAGGAGAUCAAGAGGGUUGCAGAAUGGGGCAUCCAGAAGCUGGGACUUCCUAUGUAUGCAGACCACCUGGCUGGUACCUACAGUGGUGGCAACAAGCGCAAGCUCUCCACUGCCAUUGCACUGAUAGGCUGCCCACCACUUGUCUUGCUAGAUGAACCGACUACUGGGAUGGACCCUCAGUCCCGGCGCCUCCUGUGGGACUGUAUUGUCAGUGUGCUCAGAGAUGGGCGAGCUGUGAUUCUAACCUCACACAGUAUGGAAGAAUGUGAAGCCCUUUGUACCCGUUUAGCCAUCAUGGUAAAAGGCACCUUCAAAUGCCUGGGCACAAUUCAGCAGCUAAAAUACAAGUUUGGAGAUGGCUACAUUGUCACCCUGAAAAUCAAAGCUCCGAAGCCUGGAAUGCCUCCAGAUCCUACUCCUGCUGAGCAGUUCAUACGCAUGAACUUCCCAGGGAGUUUACAGAGAGAAAAACACUACAACAUGCUGCAGUAUCAGAUUUGCGCCUCCUCUCUGGCUAAGAUUUUUCGGUUAAUAAUCUCCAAUAAGGAAAACUUGCAUAUUGAAGAAUAUUCUGUGUCUCAAACAACUUUAGAUCAGGUUUUUGUGAAUUUUGCUAAACAGCAGAUGGAGGAUGAGGAAAUUCCUUUGCAUCCCCGUGCAGCUGGGGCCAGCCGAGAAGGAAAGGUGUCUCCUGCUUUGCAACAGCAGGCAGUUGCGUAGACUGUUCCUACAGUCACCAGCGCUUAGACUGUGCACAAUGCAAAGAUGUGCCAUAUCAGAGCAGUACAAGGGUAAAACAAAGUUUCCCAUGCUCAGUAUUAUGCUGGCUUUUUUGUGUCUUUCUGAGCACUGUGCUCAUGACAGCAACAGCCCUAGCAACAGGCAACUUCUACUGCUCUACCAGAAACACUACAUACUGGAAGUGUCAAAGGAUGGGCAGGUCCUUGCUAUGGAACAAAAUCUUCCUCUAAUAUAAAGUUCAUUAGAAGAUACAAGUUGAAAAUUCUUAUUCCACCUUGUUGGCAUGUAAAGAGCAUUAAAGACAUUUUCUCUGUCUGGCCCUUUCAGGCUGGCUGAUUUUUCUUGUUCAACUCUUUAGUCAGCUGCUACCAGUCAGCAAACAGGUCCCAAGGCAGGAAGCAUCGCCCAGCUGAGAAGUGGACUCCUGCUGUCCCCACUGCACAGGACUACCAAGGUCAGAAUAUCAAUGCUGGCUGACGGGGGCAGUGCUGGGAGCCUGCUUCCCUGUCUCACCAGGCUGCCAGUGAAAACAGACGGUUGUCUCAGCAAGCAUGGGACGAAUUAAUUCAGAUCUCAGACCCAGGCAAGAAAUUUCCUAUUAAAAAAAAAAAUCUUAAUGAAAAUUAUCUCAUAUUCAUCUUUGAGUUUCUCAAACAGAAGCAGAACAGAAUGUCAAAAUGGAGAUUAAAAGGAGAGUCUGUCCAAGAGUUUUGUUUCCUCGUGGAGGCCUGGGAAAGCCAUCUUUGUUACUAAACAGGAUCAAAUUUUUCUUCUUUCCUAUGACUCCACCUUUAGUGGGUGGAAAGGGUAUGUGCUCUCUCUGUGCUUAGAAGGAAAAUUUCAACCUGCUUGUAUUCCACACUGCACUUGGUGGGAAAUCAUUUGACAUUUAGCUCUUUUCUCUGGUUCACAGUUAAACAAGUGGAAAAUAACAAUACUGAAAACAAACUUAUAAAGAUGUAUUUCGUCAGAUAUCUAUAAGACCUAACCAUUUCUAAGAGAUCUUCUCUAAGAUAUAUUAUACAGAAAUAAAAUCUGGGUCAUGUA